AUGAUUGUGCAAACCGACAGCGGAGAGAAUGAUAACUGUAACACAAAAGCAAGGCUGACACCACCCCCUCUUCUCUCUCUCUCUGACAUGGUUCAUCUUCUUUCUUGCUCUUAGAUUCCCUAGUCUUGGAUCUCAGAAUCAAACCGUUUAUUUUUUUUUCUUUUUUCUUUUUUUUAUUUGCUUUGCAUAUGUAGCUUCAAUGAUAUCGGAUCUAAAGUGGUUUACUUGCUCAUAUCCACAUGCCCUUCAUUCAAGUCACUAAUUCAAUUCAGCUUAUCUGUUGGUGAAAUGUGUGAAAGUAGAGGAGAGUAAUGGCAGCAGCAGAAGCAAGGGCAGUGUGGCAGAGAGCAGCUAAUCGUUGCUUUGUCCAAGAAGAUGCAAAAAGAGCACCGAAGCUAGCUUGCUGCCAAUCACCAUCUUCAACAUCUAAACAGGUUGAGGCAGGUCCUACAACUGCAGCAUAUGGGCCAGAUUACCCUUCAAGCGGUUUCAGGCCUUUCAGUAGGAAUUCUUCAUAUUCUAAUUUAUCCCUAGACACAAGAUGGUGGCUGCAAAUGCAACCCAAUUAUGGAUACCAGAAGGGUUUGACGUAUGAAGAGUUAAAUGCAUUGGAGUCGGAGGAGGAAACUUUAAGAACUGGAAUUGAGGAUCCAAUAUCUGAAAUUAGUGAGGUCCGUCCACAGACAGGAGAAUCUACUGGUGUUGAUGGUCAGAAUAACAGCGAGUCUUCUCUCGAUGUAGAUCAUGGUGCAGAUGUUUGUAUGAAGAAAGCUUCUGAAGUAAAGUUUUUACAUGGUAAGAACAUGGAGGAACUUGAGGACACAACAGAAAGCUGUGAAAGUAUAAAAUUGGAUUCUAAAAACUGCCCCAAUACCAAACAGCCGAAUGAAUUAUGUAUUGGUCCUGAAUAUAAUUGGAUGGGCAACGAGAAGACAGAGCCAUGGUGGCGGAUGACAGAUAGAGAUGAAUUGGUCUCCUUGGUUGCAAGGAAAUCACUUGAUCAUAUUGAGAACUGUGAUCUUCCCCCACCACAGAAGAUGUGCCAUAGGAGACACCCACAUGCUCAUAUUGGGUAUUUGGAUCAAGAGGAAAAUUUGGUAUCAUCUUUGGAUUGGUUAGCCCCAACUGGUGGUCUUUCCAACAGGACAGUUUAUACAGAGGGCUUUGCUAACUCUCGAAGAAAGCACGAAAUACAGGAGUUUUUAACCGAAAAGGAGCUCAACAAUUAUGGUUCCAACAAACCUUUCAGCAGCCCCACUGCAACCCUCCAGAGUAAUUCCACAGAGACGCAACUAGAUCUAGCUGAAGGGGAGCUUAGUAAAGCACAGCUGAUAGAAGCUCUCUGCCAUUCUCAAACUCGAGCAAGAGAAGCCGAGAAAGCAGCAAAGCAAGCUUAUGCUGACAAGGAGCACAUAUUUUCUCUCUUCUUUAAACAAGCCUCACAACUGUUUGCUUAUAAACAAUGGUUUCGAUUACUGCAGCUAGAAACCCUUUAUAUCCAAGUUAAAAACAACGAUCAGCAAAUUUCCACGAUGUUCCCAUUGGUUCUUCCAUGGAUGUCUUACAAAGGAUUGAAAAGGAAACCAAGGAAGAGCUGGCGUAAAGGUGCCAAGAGCAAACGAUGCAAGCUAGGCCGACCGUGCCAUGAUAUUACCAAAUACGCUGUUGCUUUGGCAUUGGGAUUGAGUCUUGUUGGUGCUGGUUUGUUCUUGGGAUGGACGGUGGGUUGGAUGUUACCUUCUUUCUAGCUAGGCUGCUUAGUUUCUGAACAAAUCUUUUCAUGGUUUCUGUGAUUACUGGUUUGAAAGGGAAGUUGGGUAGGUGAGUAAUUUCUAUUUUGUUUUUGUUGUUUCGGUUCUCUUGUAUGUAGAUUUUUCAAUAUACUUUGUUGUACAAAUGAUUUCAUGAGAUUGUGCUUGUAAAUAUUGGGGUAAAAGAACAAGUUUCUGAAGCUUCAUCCAAUUCAUUUCCUUGUUUUCGACAA
Ziziphus jujuba (common jujube) is the source of this 1984-nucleotide messenger RNA. RefSeq lists its product as uncharacterized. The record is from RefSeq and is a predicted model, not a curated record. Lineage: Eukaryota; Viridiplantae; Streptophyta; Magnoliopsida; Rosales; Rhamnaceae. The coding region runs from base 312 to 1748 and encodes 478 amino acids. The transcript is spliced from 3 exons.